AUGCCGCGAGACCGCAGCGGCGGGGGAGCGCCCGCGUCCUGGGAGGGGCGAGAAGACGCCGCUGCGAUCGCAGGCGCCGCGACGGGCGCGUCUGUAGGCUGGCGCGAAUCGACGCAUGUGCCUCGCUCGGCGCGCGCGCACAGCCACGCUCAAGAAGGCGCGAGAAUCCUCAAGGGCCUUACCGUGCGUAAAACCUUCGUUCUCGGCAGCUACGCCUUUCGCCUCUCUCCAGUGGAGAAGAAGAAGUACAACGACAUGACCCACAAAUGGACAUGUCUGUUGCGAGCGCUGAAUGGCGAGGAUCUCACCUACUGCGUGAAGAAAGUUGUCUUCGAACUGGAUCCGUCCUUCGUCAAUCCGAAAAGAACACUAACCCACCCGCCGUACGAAGUGUCGGAGGCAGGCUGGGGCGAAUUCCAGAUUUCCGUCAAACUCAACCCGGAAGGCGGCCAUGUCGUGGGCCCGUGCGUCGCCGCGGAGACGCUCGACGAGGUACUGAUUCACGAACCGAAGGAAAGCUUCUACGAUGUGCUCAUGGAAGGCCCCCACAAGCCGGCGGCGCCGCACGCGCUGGAAAAAUAUUUCCUUCAACAGCAGCCGCGAUUCGACGAGCAAAUGAAACUGCUCAUGGGUGCCCAAGGCUUUGUCCAGGAGGAAAGCAUGAGUCUGAUGUCUGAGGCGUUCGCGUUGACAAAUCGGAUUCGCCAGCUGCAAGCGGCGUGUGAUCCGCGAGUCUUCCAGCACCUUCGGGCGCAGCAGGCGGCCCUCGUCCCCGCUUCGCCCCUGCCGUCCCUUGCAGCCCCGCCUGUCUCUUCCCACUCGCCCCCCACGGCUCUUGCGGCGUCGUCCCUCGCUCUCGGGCAGAAGGAGGCGCUUUCUCUCGCGACGGCACCCCCGGCAGCGACAACGCAGGAUCCCGCAGCUGCUGCGCAGACUGGCAUGCAGGCUUCGCGGGGGACAGCGCUGUCUCCUGGAGUCGCGAACGGGCCCUCGGCGACGCUCGGCGCGGGCCCGCAGGUCGAGCACCCCUGCCGAGCGGCUCCACCUGCGGCCUCGCCAGGAAGCGCCUCCGGCGCAGAUGUCUCCGCCGCGCUGGGCGUUCCGGAUGGCGCCCCACAGCUCGCCGACGCCGGCGUCGCUCCGACCGCGGAGACACCUGGGGCCUCUGGGGUUGCGGGCGCGGCGCCAGGGCCUUCGGGCGCGAGCGCGGGCCCGAGCGCGGGCCCAGCGUCGAUGUCUCCGGCCGGGCCCUACGCGGUCGUCGGCUCGGCGUUUGGAGCCCAAGGGGCGGACAAGAGCGCGGUCUUCGACCCUCACGCGCUGCAGCAGCAAGUGGCGCUCCAGCAGCAGCAGGCGCAAGCGUUGCUCCAGCAACAGCUCUACCACGCGCAGCAGUACAUGCAUGCGGCGCCAGGCGCCUUCGCCGCGUUUCCCGGAGAUGUGAAGAGAGACGCCACGCCCUGUCCCCAAGUGUCUCCCGCGCCCUUCCCGCAGACGGGGCCUUACCCGAACGGCGGAGCUGCGAUGCCGCCCACCGCAGGGGGCGUGGCUUUCCCAGCGCGAGGCGCAGCGGAGGGAGGCUCGGCGGCGUCUGGAGGCGCGCCUCAGAAGGAAUGA
Molecule: messenger RNA, 1617 nt
Organism: Neospora caninum
Lineage: Eukaryota; Apicomplexa; Conoidasida; Eucoccidiorida; Sarcocystidae
Product: YEATS family protein, related
Exons: 6
Coding region: 1-1617 (538 amino acids)
Biological process (GO): regulation of DNA-templated transcription
Source: RefSeq, a predicted model, not a curated record